GGAGAGAAGCGACAAGGUAGGCUGUCACUCUGCAAAAGCUGCUGGCCCUCCCGCCUGCUCCCUAGCUCAGAGCAGGCUUCCCUCUGAAAAGCAGCCAUGCCUUUUCAGAGAGACUGAUCUAAAGGCUGUCUCUGGAGACAGCAAGCCUUCGGUAUGCUAAAUUACUUUCAUUACGCAUUUUCGAAUGCUUAUCGACUCCACAGUAGGAAGCGCGAGAGACUGCAGCCUUGAAGCAGCACCACACAUUCUGUUCUAUCCGUUAGCAGGACUGCCCAGACAAUGGCACAGAACAGACACGUUCUCAUUAAGGUCAUCGUGAAGAGAUUUGUAUGACCCUCUUCCCUGAGCCCUCUACUGACAAAUGAACAAAAUGAAACAAUCAAAACUGGAAAUGCUUCAGCUACAUCAGGAAUCGGUCAAAUCGUUAGCAGAGGGCCCACAACUAAUUCAGUAUAUAAAAUUCAUGAUAUGAAGAACACAACUGCCUAAGAAGCUCCCUAGCUGUCUGAACCACCAACUGCUAGAUAGCAUUGUAACGCAUGACUGUAAGAAACUAAGGAGUUAAAGCCUCAAAUUAGCUCUGCUGGCACACAACAAGCUGAAAGCAUCCCGAGAAGAUGCUAUACAGAAUAACCACGAAAAGAAAAAAUACAACUGUAAAAACCUGAAGACCAACAGACCAGUGUUUCUAAAGGAAGAUCUAACACUUUAACAGAGCAGAAUGAUGGACACUAUUGAUUCUGCAAGAAGCAGUCAAGCAAAAACUUCACAAGGGAAAAUGGCAUGAUAUACCAGCAAGCAAAACGAAGCUUUAGCAAAUGUCUUCUGUACUAUCCAGAUAUUCAUAUCAAUUGAUAUGACUAAUAGAGUUUUCCAUCUGAGCUUUAUGACCAAUUAUGUAUCCUCUUCUAAUGAGAACAAACCAAAUUAAAUAGCAGAUGGUUUUUAUCAAAAGAGCAUGUACUGGAUUUAUAAUAUAAAGCAAAUUAUGUGAUCAAGAGAUCAAGAAAUCAUUUCAAGAUAAUGAGAACUGCUGCAGAAACAGACUGCAAACAAAUGGGUACCUAAAUGCACUUCUGAAGGUAGAGACCGUCUCUGUUUUCACAUACUCUGGGAAACAAAGAGAUACAAUCUUAUAUUCCUUCGGAAAAGAAGUGCAAUUUCUAUCAUUUGACGAAAUUUCAUUUGUCCAUGACUUUCUGAGGGGGAAAGAAAACACAAAAAUUGUGUGCUAUUCUUCGGAAAUCUAUCAGCCAACUAAAUCUCACAAUCUGUACAGCUUAAGUACUCGAACAGCAAAGAAUGAAUUCCUACAAGGCAAGAAAUAAAACACAACCAUUUCAGUGUUGCCAGGAAAACAAUUCAUGUCAAGACUGUCAAUGGCAUCAUGCAUCAGUUGGUGGAGAGCUGCCAUGGUGAGCCAAAAGGCCCAUAGGCCUCAGCAAACAGGGGAAAUACCAACUGCUCCAAAAGAAUGUGUUUUUCUCCUGCUCUGGAAAUCAACAUGCAGUCUGAAUCAAACAUUACAGUACGAGAUGACAUUGAUGACAUCGACACCAAUAUGUACCAAGCACUAUCAUAUCCAUUAAGCUUUCAAGUAUCUCUCACUGGAUUUCUCAUGUUAGAAAUUGUGCUGGGACUUGGCAGCAACCUUACUGUAUUGGUACUUUACUGCAUGAAAUCCAACUUAAUCAACUCUGUCAGUAACAUUAUUACAAUGAACCUCCACGUACUUGAUGUAUUAAUUUGUGUGGGAUGUAUCCCUCUAACUAUAGUGAUUCUUCUGCUCUCACUGGAGAGUAACACCGCUCUCAUCUGCUGUUUCCAUGAAGCUUGUGUUUCCUUUGCAAGUGUUUCCACAGCAAUCAACGUUUUUGCUAUUACUCUGGACAGAUAUGACAUCUCUGUAAAACCUGCAAACAGAAUUCUGACAAUGGGUAGAGCUGUAAUGCUAAUGACAUCCAUUUGGAUUUUUUCUUUCUUCUCCUUCCUGAUUCCCUUCAUUGAAGUAAAUUUUUUCAGUCUUCAAAGUGGAAAUACAUGGGAAAAUAAGACACUGCUGUGUGUUAGUACAAGUGAGUACUACACUGAGCUGGGGGUGUAUUACCACCUCCUAGUUCAAAUCCCCAUCUUCUUCUUCACGGUUAUAGUGAUGUUGAUCACAUACACCAAGAUACUUCAGGCUCUUAACAUCCGGAUAGGUACCAGAUUCUCAACGGGGCAGAAGAAAAAAGCUAGGAAGAAAAAGACGAUCUCUCUAACCACACAUGAGGCAACAGACAUGCCACAGAGCAGUGGUGGGAGAAAUGUAGUCUUCGGUGUGCGAACUUCGGUGUCGGUAAUAAUUGCCCUCCGGCGCGCUGUGAAACGUCACCGGGAACGGCGAGAAAGGCAGAAGAGAGUCUUCAGGAUGUCCUUAUUGAUUAUUUCUACAUUUCUUCUCUGUUGGACACCAAUUUCUGUUCUAAACACCACCAUUUUAUGUUUGGGCCCAAGUGACCUUUUAGUAAAAUUAAGAUUGUGCUUUCUAGUCAUGGCUUAUGGAACAACUAUAUUCCACCCUCUCCUGUAUGCAUUCACCAGACAAAAGUUUCAAAAGGUCUUAAAAAGCAAAAUGAAAAAACGUGUUGUUUCCAUAGUUGAAGCUGACCCCAUGCCUAAUAAUGCUGUAAUACACAACUCAUGGAUAGAUCCUAAAAGAAACAAAAAAGUACCCUAUGAAGACAGUGAAGUAAGAGAGAAAUGUUUAGUACCUCAGGUUGUCACAGACUAGGGAGAAGUCUAAGUUUCACCAAAUUUACUUUCAGAAGAGUUUUAAAUUUAAAUUGUAGAAACUGAUUACUGCCAAAUGUAAGAGAGAAACAUUCUCAGUAUUGGUUAUGUUGUAGAUUUUCAAUGUGAAUGUCAAUUAGAUUAGGUCAUAUAUACUCAAUUUCUACAUUAUUUAAUGUAUUUGUUGCAUGGCAGUUUGUUAAAAGUAAUACCAUUGUAUAAUUUGUCAAUAUUAUGUCCAUCAGAAUAUACUCAUGUAAGUCAUAUUUUCUAAAGAAUAAAUACAUAGCCUUAAAACAGUGUAUAACUUUAAAAUGUAACUGACACGGGUAUCUACAUUUUUUAAAAACAAUGUAUGAAGCCUAUUAUUUCUAAGCCAUGAACUAGAUAUAUUUAUAUGAGAAGUUGCAUAAAUAUUUAACACAAAAAAAUUGUAGUCUCAAAACAAAACAAGGUUUUCUGUACCACUAUGCUAUAUUUCUGGUAUGAUGAACUUGUUAUAAUAUUUUAACAACAGAAUAAUGAAAUAUAUAUAUAAACCUUAUUCUUUCUUAUACAUAACCCUUAUGUGGGAAAACAUAGGCUGUAUCAGUAUUUUAAAACCAUGAAUCAGUGAAAAAAUAAACCUUGUAUAUGCACACAAGAUUAGGGAAACCUUUAAAAUUCAAGCUUAUUAUAUAAAAAAGAGUAAUAUGCCUGUAAUACAAAUGACUCACAACAAAGGGAGGGAAGACGCUGUGUGAACACCAGCCUCGUCCCUCUCCCUCAUUUGCCUGAUUGUCUAGGUUAAAAGAAAGCGCUGGUUUUUAAAAACUGCAAUAAAUUGAUUUCAAUUUUUAGUUUAAUAACAACUCUACCAUUUUGUAUAAGAGAAGUUAACCACAUAAAUAGGAAGGCUGAGCGGAGGGAAGAGGAGAAGCCUAACAAAGGCAGCUGUUUCUAAUUUUAGAUUCACAGCAGCGUGUGUGCAGUAGAAUGUAUACAGGGAUCCUCCCAGCGUCAACAGCAGCUCGGUCUCCACUCUCCAGGUGAUAAACCAACAACAAACUGUCGCAUCUCCAUUCCACCACCUUGUACCUGGAGCAGUUUCCUCUCAAACCCUCAACUCACAUUAGAAAACGAUUACUACUUAUAAUUAUAGAUUGUAAGGAUGAUGAAUACUUUCAUAGCAAAAAGAAUUUCUCACUCGUUAUAAUUUGGCAAUGUGUAGUAAAAACAAAAACUUAACAACAACUUAUUUAAAAUAGGUUAGUACCUGUUAUAUAUAAUACAACUGGUUAGCUUAACAGAAAUUAUUCUAUAGUUUAAAUACUAUAUAUUCAUUAAAUUAAGUAACAUCAUCUUUAAAUUUAAAAACUCAUGUUAAACAACUCAAUAGCUAUUACUUUUAUACAAAUUAAUGAGAUUCAUUCAAUCAACUUUACUGACAAACCUAAUCCCUAGGGAAAUGAGGGUGAUACAGAAGCUUGAAGUCACUAAGGUUUCUAGCAAAUUAAAUUGAUUUAUUUCUGAUAAUAAUGCUAGCACGUCAAAACUUGGCAAAGGCCCACUUUCCUCCUGUUUUAUGAAUUAAAUAAGUGCUACAGUUUGACAAAAAUGUGGCAUAAUAAAGUAAAAUUAAUUUUUGAGACUCUAAAAUUAAGACUUCAUGGGAUUAAGAAAUUUUCACUCAUUAUUUGGCCUACAAUACCUCCUAACUCUUUAACUAAAACUUUUAAUGCAUUUUGUACUUCUAGGCAUAAACACCUAGAUUUGUAAUCUUAAUUUUAAAAGCUAGACUACUUUUAGAGUUCAUGUUAGAAAAUACCUCCACUAUGUUUUCAGUACUUUUAAUCAUGAGGUUUAAUAAUCAUUCUAAAGAAUUUAGUAUAAAAGUAAGUUUCUGCCAUGUUGGCCUAAUAGUUUUCAUGCAUUCUGGUCUUCUAUUCUAAGAAAAAAAAAUAGCAAACAUUAUGACUUUGCCCUGUAAGCUGCUAUUUGUGCAUUGGACAUCAGAGUAAACAAUUAAGCAUUU
Molecule: messenger RNA, 4786 nt
Organism: Mesocricetus auratus (golden hamster)
Lineage: Eukaryota; Metazoa; Chordata; Mammalia; Rodentia; Cricetidae
Gene: Gpr22
Product: G protein-coupled receptor 22
Exons: 3
Coding region: 1475-2773 (432 amino acids)
Biological process (GO): G protein-coupled receptor signaling pathway
Cellular component (GO): membrane
Molecular function (GO): G protein-coupled receptor activity; peptide binding
Source: RefSeq, a predicted model, not a curated record